AUGGCCACAGAGCUGGAGAACUGCUGUCCCAUAUGCCUGGAGAGCCGGGAGGAGGACAGCUAUGUGAUGCCAUGCCUCCACCAAUUCUGUUAUACCUGCAUCCUGCGAUGGGCUGAGAGCAAGGCCGAGUGCCCCCUCUGCAAGAAGAACAUCACCUCCAUCUUGCACUCGGUGCGGGAGGAUGAUGACUUUGAGGAGCAUAUUAUCCUACCGCCUGCGACACCAUCAGUCAUCAUCCACCUGAUGCGAGGAGCUCCUGGACACCCAACUGCCCGCAGCCCCCAGCACCCUGCAGCAGCCUGGCCAGCAGCUGCAAGAGCGCUGCCCUUGGCUCCAGUGGGCGGCUUCCAUGCCUACUUCUGGGCAUCCCUCUUUCGAGUCUACCCUGCUGUCCUCGGUCCAGUGCUGCCGUGGCUGCAUCAGGAGCUGGAGCAUCUCUUUGAGGAUGCCCAGGAAGCAGCAGAAGCGCAGAACCUCAUCAUCUCCAGCCUGCGAUACUUUGGCCUGGAUGAAGAGGCUCUGAUCCAGCUACUGCGGGCCUCCCUGGGCAGGUGCUCAAGAAGCUUCGUCCACCGGCUUAUUGACACCAUUGUGCGCCGGUGCAGCAGGAAAACCCGACGUUUGAUGGGCCUGGGCGCUGGCCAUGCUGCUGGGGGAUGGGAGGACAGCCCUGUGGCUGCCCCUGGCCCAGGGCGUUCUCGUGCCCCCAGACCACCCCGCCUUCCCAUCCACAGGGAGCAAGGAGCAGCCCAGGAGGACCGAGAGGAGACUGUGCCAGGGCCCUCCACGCACAGCCAGGGCAGUGAUGGCUCCCAUGGGGGGCCCCGGCGAGGCCGAAAGAGGAGGGCCAGCAGCUCCAAGGACCCUUCACAGUCCCCCAGGAAGCUACCUCGUCACCAGUGA
Cariama cristata (Red-legged seriema) is the source of this 903-nucleotide messenger RNA. RefSeq lists its product as uncharacterized. The transcript has a single exon. Bases 1 to 903 code for a protein of 300 amino acids. Gene Ontology annotation, molecular function: metal ion binding; ubiquitin protein ligase activity. The record is from RefSeq and is a predicted model, not a curated record. Lineage: Eukaryota; Metazoa; Chordata; Aves; Cariamiformes; Cariamidae. Gene Ontology annotation, biological process: protein polyubiquitination; protein monoubiquitination.